AUGCGCCUUGUUUACAUUUCUUCCAGGGCAACGACUACUUGGGAUCAACGCGACAACAACAAGUGCAACAACAACAACAUCACGACAGCGACACGACACCACCCGAGAAACGGCAAUCGCAUCCCCGCCAACAAAUACUACGACGGCAUGGCCCAAGAUACUGGGCAUUGGAGUGUUCGGCGCCCAAGAGAGACUCUCGGCGGCCUGACCCUCAACUCGACCGCGAUCCCCCAACCACCUUCGGCACUGAAGCGCUCCAACUCCUCGGCAGGACCGGCAAACAACGCCGGCCCCGUGCCCUUUUCGACAUCCGGCCACAUGCGUUCUCUGUCCGGCUCGCGGCACUCGCUCGCGCCCACGCGACCAAACCAGCCACUCUUCCAACGCACCUCGUCGUCCGGCAACAACCAGACAACACUAGCCGACAUGGGCCUUGCUUCCGUCAAGCGGUCGUCGGUGCGGCAACCAUUCACACCAGGCAUGGCGGGGCGCGCUUCAACCGACGGUGGCAGCGAUAGGAGAAGCAGUGUCUACCGUGGUGGGCGCCAGUCAACAGUGGGCACUAUGGGUGGGAUGGGCGGCGCACUCGGUAGUGGCAUCACAUCCAUGGGUGGUGGCGGCAAUAGUCACCAGAGCUUCUUCUCCCAAGCGCCAGCACCAGCGGGUGCGAUGCGCGAUCCACGACCUCUCAAAGACCGCUCGUACCUCGCGCGCAUUGGCCAGGAGGUCAUCGAGUACAUGACCCAGCACAACUUCGAGCUGGAGAUGAGCCACACCCUGUCACAGAACGUGAUCAAGUCACCAACACAAAAGGACUUUGUCUACAUGUUCCAAUGGCUGUAUCGGCGCAUCGAUCCAAGCUACCGCUUUCAGAAGAGCAUCGACCAGGAGGUGCCCUUGCUGAUGAAGCAGAUUCGCUACCCGUACGAGAAGGGCAUCACCAAGAGCCAGAUCGCGGCUGUGGGAGGACAGAACUGGGGCACGUUCCUGGGAAUGCUGCACUGGAUGAUGGAACUGGCCAUCAUGCUCGAGCGGUACGCAAGCAACCGGUACGAUGACGCAUGUGCCGAGGCAGGCAUCGACGUGGUGGCUGAUCACAUCACCUUUGAGUUUUUGGCCCACGCAUACCAGGACUGGCUAGUAAUGGACGUGGAUGCCGACGGCGACGAUGGCCAGGGCACGGACGACGCCGAACAGCUGGCCAAGAUGCUGGCACCACACAUUGACAACAUGACGCGGCAACUCGACCAAGCUUACGCGAAGCACGAGGAGGAGCUGGCCAUCCUGGAGGCCGAGCACGCCAAGCUGCUCCAGGACAUCAGCGACCUCGAGAAAUCCACGCCCGACCUGGCCGCGCUAGACGAAGACUUCAAGGUCAUGGAGGAGGACAAGAUCAAGUUUGAGGAGUACAACGACCUGGCUCUCCAGCGCUGCGAGCGGCAUGAAACACGCAUUCCGCUUUUCCAGGAAGAGCUCGACAAGCUAAUGGCGGAGGUGGAAGAGGCCGAGAACGAGCAGCGCAGCCUACGACAAGCCGUUGACGAUCAGGGCAUCAGCAUGGCGGAUAUCGAUCGCAUGAACUCGGAGCGCGAACGACUGCAAAAGGGCAUCGAGGCUGCGGGACAGCGGCUCGAAGAGGCCAAGAGGAAGGUGGCAGAGCGCGAGGUGGACGCUAGCCGAAAGCUGGAGGAGCUUGAACGUACGGUCGACCGCUACAACACACUGGCCUAUCAAAUUGCCCUGAUCCCCGAGACCGCAGCAAACGCCAAGGGACGCGACUACGAGCUACGGGUGAAGGUGAAUGAGGGUCCGAGCUUUGGCGAAUCGUCGACCGAUGCGUCCAUGAACAUGGGCACCGGGAACAUGGAGACGGAGCGUCUGCUCGCUGAUCCGGUGACAGGCUACCUGCCGGGACACAUCCUCAACCUAGACCUACGGGGGCACGUUAAGAACAGCUUCCUGGCGCUGCGCAAGGAGGUGUCGGAGCGGCGCAGCACGGCGCUCGAGACGAUGAUGAAGGACCACGACCUGCUGGACAGCAUCAAGGAGGCGAUGGAGGACAAGCGCAGCGAGGUGGAGGCGCUGGAGCACCGGGUGCGGGCGGCCGAGCAGGAGCACGAGAAGACCAAGGAGGUCACGACGGCGCAGCGGCUUGCCUCGGACGCGCAGAUUGAGAAGAUGGAGAAGGAGCUGGCCAAAAUGCGGGCCAGUCUCUCGGAGUCGGUGCAGCUGAUGGAACAGCGCGAGAUGAACACCAACAUUGAGUACGAGCAAUUGACACUGCGGGCGAGCGCUCUUCGCGAAGAGCUGCACACGGAGAUCAUGCGAAUGCUCAACGACGUGAUCAAGUUCAAGAUGCACGUGCAGAAGAACCUGGAGGAGUACGAGGAGUUUGUGACGGAGGAGCUCGUCAAGGAGCUGGGCGACGGCGAGGAGGCCAAGCAAUGA
Molecule: messenger RNA, 2448 nt
Organism: Sporothrix brasiliensis 5110
Lineage: Eukaryota; Fungi; Ascomycota; Sordariomycetes; Ophiostomatales; Ophiostomataceae
Product: kinetochore protein NDC80
Exons: 4
Coding region: 1-2448 (815 amino acids)
Biological process (GO): attachment of mitotic spindle microtubules to kinetochore
Cellular component (GO): Ndc80 complex
Source: RefSeq, a predicted model, not a curated record